GAAGUUGAAAUCACUGGGAAUACAAGUGUGAAGGAGGGUGAGGCUCUGAGUCUGAUCUGCAGUGUUGAAAGUUUCCCUGCAGCUCUCAUUACAUGGACUAAAUAUUCUGAUGAAAUGCAAAAUAAAACAGAAACUAUUCUGCAGAACGACACUGUUACUGACCUGCAGAACAACACUGUUACUGACCUGCAGAACGACACUGUGACCUUCCUGAAAAAAAGUGGAAUGGACACCUUUUCCAUCCUUAACGUGACAACAGCAGAUGCUGGACUGUACAUCUGCACAGCAAAACAUCAGAACAACACCCUGAUGGGAAAAGUUAAUGUCACAGUGAUAUAUAUGAGGAAACUUGUAAUCACUGGAGACACAACUGUUGAGAAAGGAGGUGCUUUAAAUCUGACCUGCAGUGUUGAAAGUUUUCCUCCGUCUCAUGUCACAUGGACUGUACGUGGUUCCAACACAAACCUGCAGAGUGGAGCUGAUAGUGACUUACAGAAGGACACUGGAUCAGCCACACUCUUCAUCUCUGAUGUGACAGCAGAACAUUCUGGACGGUACAUCUGUACAGCACAACACCUGGGCACAACUGUGACUACAUAUGCUGAUAUCACUGUUACCUUGUUUUCAAAGAUCUUGGAAACCUCUGGAUGUGUGGUUCAGUCAGAGGUCCUGACUUGUGUGUGCAUCAGUGAGGGGUUUCCUUUGCCCACCAUCAAAUGGCCGCUAUUGAAGAAUCACACUGAGUACUCUGUCGUUACCACUGUGUCAAACCACACGGUCAACAGCACUGUCACUGUGACUGUAAAAGACCACAGCACUUCUGUUGAGUGUGUCAGCAGCAAUACAAAUGGGGAAGCAAAAGAAAACCUCACCAUUCGAAAUGACAUCUCAGAUCAAGAUGGUCAAACCAGUGAAAGGCAGAAUAUUGUUUCGUGGCCUGAAGUCAUCAUUGCCUUUUUGAUUGGGGUAGUUCUUUCAGCAGUCCUUUGCUGUUUGGCAAACAAAUGUCACAGGAAAAAACAGAGGAGCUCUGGAAAUCUGGAUGAGACUCUGGAGGUGGUGACCAGUCAAGAGUAUCCACUAAUAGAUGCUGGUCAAGCAGUGGAAGAUGAUCAGACCUACUACCAAGAGGCGGCUGAAGAAGGGGGAGCUGUGGCAGCAGAGAAAGCAACGUCUGAUCUCAAUGGUGGACCAAAAGAUGUGGAGUACGCCAGCAUUGAUUUCUCAGUGAUGAAAAAGAGGAGUCCCAGGGAGGCAGCAAAGAAGCAGGAGACCACGGAGACAGAGUAUGCUGAAGUUAAGAAAACAGUGAAAAAGAAGACAGAAGAGAAUGGUAAAGAGGAAGGUGAAGUUUUGGAGGGCAAAGAGUAUUUAUCCUGUGGAGGGAGAGAGUGUCUCAAACAUCAAAUCAGGAUGUUUGUUGUCAUCCUGGUGACCCUGCUGUUCUCUGUAAGAGGCAGCAAUGCUGACACAGAUUGGAGAAGACCAUUCUGUGACAGAGGAUACUGUAUCACUCUCAGUGAAGGAGAAAUAACAGCAGAGGCUGGACUCUGUGUUGUGAUACCGUGUCUUUUCACCACUGGAUAUGGCUUUAUACCCCAACAUAUAGUUUGGUACAAAUGUAAACCAUCAAAACAAAGAUGUGGUGAUUCAGACAUUAUAUACCACACUAACAAGAACAACAAAAAAGUUCAGUCUGGGUUCAAAGGACGAGUGUCACUGUUGGAGCCUGAUGUGAAUCAGGGGAACUGCAGCAUCAUCAUCAAUGACCUCACUGAGUCCGACUCUGGAUCAUAUCAACUCAGGGUAAAUGGUCUCCUGUAUGGGAAGGGAGUUGGAUAUAUAUUCUAUACAAGAGCAAUUGUCUCUGUUAAAGGUCUGACCCAGAGGCCCACAGUGAUGAUUCCUCCUCUGACAGAGGAACAGCAGACCACACUGACCUGUACUGCUCCUGGUCUCUGCUCUGGAUCUGACCCUGAAAUCACCUGGAUGUGGGGAGGAGCAGGAGAGAACUUCUCUCACAUCACAGGAAACAUCACUGCUUUCAAGACUGAGGAUCUGACUGCUGUCACUCAGGGACACAGCUCAACUUUGACCUUGAACCCUUCAGCUAAACACCACGGCACUGAUGUCACCUGUAAGGUCAGCUUCACAAACAACAUCACAACAGAGGAGACAGUGACUCUGAACGUGACCUAUGUGAAGGAAGUCAAAAUCACUGGGAAUACAAGUGUGAAGGAGGGUGAGGCUCUGAGUCUGAUCUGCAGUGUUGAAAGUUUCCCUGCAGCUCUCAUUACAUGGACUAAAUAUUCUGAUGAAAUGCAAAAUAAAACAGAAACUAUUCUGCAGAAUGACACUGUUACUGACCUGCAGAACGACAUUGUUACUGACCUGCAGAACGACAUUGUUACUGACCUGCAGAACCACACUGUUACUGACCUGCAAAACGACACUGUUACUGACCUGCAGAACCACACUGUUACUGACCUGAAGAAUGACACUGUUACUGACCUGCAAAACGACACUGUUACUGACCUGAAGAAUGACACUGUUACUGACCUGCAGAAUGACACUGAGAUCUUCCUGAAAAAAAGUGGAAUGGACACCUUUUCCAUCCUUAACGUGACAACAGCAACUUAA
This is a messenger RNA of Epinephelus lanceolatus (giant grouper), 2640 nucleotides long. Lineage: Eukaryota; Metazoa; Chordata; Actinopteri; Perciformes; Serranidae. The record is from RefSeq and is a predicted model, not a curated record.